Molecule: messenger RNA, 643 nt
Organism: Camelina sativa (false flax)
Lineage: Eukaryota; Viridiplantae; Streptophyta; Magnoliopsida; Brassicales; Brassicaceae
Source: RefSeq, a predicted model, not a curated record
GCAUAUAUAUAAACAAGGCUUUACAACUACGUCUUGAAGACAAACAAGAAAACAAAAAAGAAUUAAUGGGGAAUUGUUUAAGGCACGAAUCAGAAAUGCACUGGGCUGGUGAAGACUGGGAUGAAUUCAUCGAAGAAGAUCAUCAUAAUCAUCAUCAUCAUCAUCAUAGCUCUAAAAGUACUUCUAGAGAGGAGGCUCAUCAAAAAGUGAUUGUUACACGAGACUGUAAAUCCUCUGAUCUAUCUGAUCAUGAGAUGAUCAAGAUCAGGCUCACCAAGAAGCAACUUCAAGAUUUACUGAAUAAAGUCAACGUCCAUGACUUCUCGUGUCCGAGCCAGAUGAUCGAUCGUGGUGGUUACGACGAAGAAGGCAAUCAACAAGGGAUAUGGAAACCAGUUCUCCAGAGCAUACCCGAAGCUAAUUAAUUGAGAUAAUGUUUUAGAUGUUGUAUAUUCUUAGGUGUUUCGUCACUUUCUUGAUUUGAGGUUAUGUGUUAUUAUUAGGUUAGGACUUUAAUGUAAAGUUUGGUUGUUUAUUUUUGGGGCACUCAUAACACUUUUAUUUUUUGCUUGUUAGUUGUUAGAUUGUAAAUAAGAAUCAAAAGCUUGUUGUUUAUACCAGGAUCCAGGACUACUACUUGAUC